This is a messenger RNA of Gregarina niphandrodes, 246 nucleotides long. RefSeq lists its product as hypothetical. The record is from RefSeq and is a predicted model, not a curated record. NCBI's taxonomy places the organism in Eukaryota, Apicomplexa, Conoidasida, Eugregarinorida, Gregarinidae. The transcript has 2 exons. The coding region runs from base 1 to 246 and encodes 81 amino acids.
AUGAAGUUCUUCCAAGUUAUUGUCAUGCUUGCUGUCUUCGCUACCGCUGGCAGAAGCACCGUUGCUACUGGUGUGAAGCACGCGGAAGAGGGUGUGGGCAAGCACCCUAUUAGGGCUCCCGUCUUGAUGUCAUAUCAUCAGGGAGCUGAUGCUGCGAAGUUUAUGCAGAUGAGCAAGAUUCUAGAGAAGAAGAGAUUGCUGCAGUCCAAGAAGAUGUCCAGGAAGACGCACUCUCUUAGACACUGA